Messenger RNA from Thlaspi arvense, 1434 nucleotides. Lineage: Eukaryota; Viridiplantae; Streptophyta; Magnoliopsida; Brassicales; Brassicaceae. The record is from the annotation of a GenBank genome assembly.
UUGAGAUUGUUUCGGACAGACAGAGUCAUUUUGAGCUUAAAACACAGAACGGUCAAGGCUUUAAAUAAAAGCCGAAUCAUUUUAUAACGCAGUUUUCUCUCUCUCCUCUCUCUCUCUCUCUCUCAUUUGUUCCGAUCGAAUCUCGCGCUCUUUACGUUACGAGCAGCUUAUCGCUCGGGAAAGAUGUCGCGCAGCUGCUCGCAGUGUGGAAACAACGGCCACAACUCUCGCACGUGUCCAACGGAAAUAUCCGCCGCCGCCGGCGACGACGGAGGAGGAGAGAAAGGCAUCAUGCUUUUCGGCGUCCGCGUCACAGAAGCUUCGUCGUCUUCUUCUUUCAGGAAAAGCGUCAGUAUGAACAAUCUAUCUCAGUUCGAUCACGCCGCCCAUGAUUCAAACCCCGUCGAUGACGGUGGUUACGCCUCGGACGACGUCGUUCACGCCUCCGGCAGAAAUCGCGAGCGCAAGCGAGGGACUCCAUGGACAGAGGAUGAGCAUAGACUGUUCCUCACGGGGCUGCAUAAAGUGGGGAAAGGAGAUUGGAGAGGAAUCUCUAGAAACUUCGUCAAAACUCGUACACCGACUCAGGUCGCGAGUCAUGCUCAGAAGUAUUUCCUCCGCCGUACAAACCAGAAUCGCCGCCGUCGUAGAUCCAGCCUCUUCGACAUCACUCCCGAUUCGUUCAUCGGAACUUCAGCAGAAGAGAAGAAUCUAACGCAGACGCCAUUAGAGGGGAUGACUCUAGGAUCCAGAAACGCGUCUCCGAAACUAAUCCCUCCGAUACCGAUUCCGAUUCCUCCGUCGAGGAAAAUGGCUGAUCUGAAUCUCAGCCGCAAGACUUCUGCGGCGACGGAUAUGUUUCCGUUGUCGCUGAAUCUACCGAUGCAGUCUUCGUCGUCGUCUUCAUCUUCCAACGAACAGAAGACACGUGGCUCGCGUUCAUUGGCAUUCGAAACGAUGUCGAAUAAUGGGGAUAGUAUAAUGGGAGUCGCUUGAUGAAGAAGAAAAUGCUUUCUUUUUUAUAAAAAAGAAAUUGUUUGAUUAUUAUUAUAAGAUAAGAUCUGAUGAUUUAAUGUGAAAUUGGAGAAGAUUACUUUAGGCUAAUUAGAUACGUUGAUCAGACUCCGCUAAGUUUUAAGUGUGUGUACAGGUUUUUGUUUUUGCCCUUUUGGGGAAGGGAGAAGGAAACGACUUGUCGUUUUUGUUGUUGUACGAUGAUGCGGUAAAACAACAGGUAGUCUCUGUGUUGUUUUGGUCAAGACUUUUUGUCUUUUCACCGAAUUGUAGUUUGUGUAGAACUACUUCAAAGAAACUGCGUGUUGGUUUCUGAUUCUUAAAAUAAGUUCUAUGAAAUUUCAAUAUUGUUCCUUGAAAAGCUUAUACAUUUUGGUUUAUUGGCUUAAAAUAAAGUGCAUCUGAUAUGCAUUUUUCUAU